Messenger RNA from Vitis riparia (riverbank grape), 552 nucleotides. RefSeq names its product beta-amyrin 28-monooxygenase-like. Bases 1 to 552 code for a protein of 183 amino acids. The transcript has a single exon. Lineage: Eukaryota; Viridiplantae; Streptophyta; Magnoliopsida; Vitales; Vitaceae. The record is from RefSeq and is a predicted model, not a curated record. Gene Ontology annotation, molecular function: monooxygenase activity; iron ion binding; oxidoreductase activity, acting on paired donors, with incorporation or reduction of molecular oxygen. Gene Ontology annotation, biological process: sterol metabolic process.
AUGGAUUCCAUGGCAUGGGAGCACAUAAAGAUGGAUUGGGCUCCUAAUAGAGAAGUAAAGGUUUAUCCACUAUCAAAGAAGUACACCUUUGCUUUGGCUUGUCGCUUGUUCAUGAGCAUAAAAGACUUUAAACAUGUCACUAAGGUUGCUCAUCCCUUCCAUUUGAUUACAUCUGGGCUAGUGUCUGUGCCUAUAGAUUUUCUUGGUGUGCCAUUUAACGAUGCUAAGAAGGGAGGCAAAAUGCUAAAGGAUGAGCUUGUAGCAAUCAUUAAACAGAGAAGAAAUGAGUUAUCAGAUGAGGGAGAGCCAGAAGUCCAAGACCUGUUAUCUUCGUUGCUUUUACAAUCAGAUGAGAACGACAAGGGUUUGAAUGACAUGGAGAUAUCAUAUAAAAUUAUUGGUUUGUUUCUUGCUAGCUUUGAUUCCACAAGUGCUACCUUAACAUUCGUUUUGAACUAUCUUGCAGAGUUCCUUGAUGUCUAUGAUAAGGUCUUAAAAGGUAAAACCCUUGUCUCCUCUUUCUUGUAUCCUUAUCAAGCAAGCUUGAUUUAG